AUGAAGAGGGCAAUACUUGCUCCGACUCAUGAUACUGUAGAUAUCGUUAAUGAUUAUAUUUUAUCAUUAAUUCCAUGUGAGGAUAAGGAAUAUAUUAGUUCAGACUCAACUAUCAUUUCUAAUGAAAAUUGUGUUGUGCAGAGAGAUUGGUUCACACCUGAAUAUUUGAAUGACAUAAAAUAUUCAGGAAUUCCAAAUCACCGAUUAAGAUUAAAUAUUGGUGUUCCAGUCAUGCUUUUGAGGAACAUUGAUCAAGUUAAUGGACUAUGCCAUGGAACAAGAUUGCUCAUAAAUGAACUGUCUACAAAUAUUAUUGGAGCAACUGUGAUCACGAAAAAAAACAUUGGUGAUAAGAUUUAUAUACCAAGGAUGAAUUUGGUUCCACGAUCCAACUUUCCCAUUUGA
Messenger RNA from Cicer arietinum (chickpea), 405 nucleotides. RefSeq lists its product as uncharacterized. Gene Ontology annotation, biological process: DNA replication. NCBI's taxonomy places the organism in Eukaryota, Viridiplantae, Streptophyta, Magnoliopsida, Fabales, Fabaceae. Gene Ontology annotation, cellular component: replication fork. The record is from RefSeq and is a predicted model, not a curated record.